GGAGAGUGGGUGAGGUUCAAAGCCAACCUACGUUGAAGGGGGAGGGGCCAAGGCGGGGCUAUGCUCUCUUUCUUACUCUCUCACUCUCUCUUUCUUUCUCCCUUUCUACAUACGCAACAAAGGGAGGAGGACGAGGAGGAGGAGGUAAAGGGAAAGAGGGCAGCUAAGUUCUCAUUCCAGCCAGCCUGGGUUCUUCACAUCACAAACUCUGCCGCGACUUAAACGGUGAAGGCCCUGCUUCGUAACUGGCCAUAUCUAGCCCCCCCCCCCCCCGGGCUGCACUUCUGCCCCUCUCAUUGCGUUGUCUCUGCAUCAGAUCGACGUCGCAUUUGUACUGCCUUGUGCUCUGCUAUCAUGCCUGCCAUCAAUGGCGAGCGUCUCGUCACCUUCGAGGAGGGCGAAGAUGAAAGCGAGUACGGCUAUGUUCGCAAGGUAUCCGGACCAGUGGUGGUUGCUGAUGGCAUGGGAGGAGCCGCGAUGUACGAGUUGGUUCGUGUCGGACACGAUAAUCUGAUAGGAGAAAUCAUUCGCCUUGAGGGUGAUUCAGCUACAAUUCAAGUCUACGAAGAAACAGCAGGAUUGAUGGUCAAUGACCCGGUUUUGAGAACACACAAGCCUCUUUCGGUGGAGCUAGGUCCAGGUAUUUUGGAGAAUAUUUUUGAUGGAAUUCAGCGGCCUUUGAAAGCUAUUGCACUUCAGUGUCAGGAUGUGUAUAUUCCUCGUGGAGUUGCAGUGCCUGCUCUUGAUAGAAAGAGGCAGUGGGAAUUCAAACCUAAAGGCUUGAGUAUUGGUGAUGCUAUUACGGGAGGUGAUUUGUAUGGGACUGUAUAUGAGAAUAGUUUGAUUGAGCAUCACCUGGGAUUGCCACCUGGUUCCAUGGGAAAAAUUACUUACAUUGCUCCUGAAGGAGAGUACUCGAUACAGGAUGAAGUUAUCGAACUGGAGUUCCAGGGAGAGAAAAAGAAGUUCACUAUGCUUCAGGCCUGGCCUGUCCGUACACCACGGCCUGUUGCGGAGAAGCUCGCCGCUGACACUCCCUUGCUCACGGGCCAGCGUAUUCUGGAUGCUCUAUUUCCAUCUGUCCUCGGAGGUACCUGUGCAAUUCCUGGUGCGUUCGGUUGUGGGAAAACAGUUAUUAGUCAGGCUCUGUCAAAGUAUUCCAACUCUAAUGCUGUUGUCUAUGUUGGCUGUGGAGAGCGUGGGAAUGAAAUGGCUGAGGUACUAAUGGAUUUUCCACAGCUGACAAUGACCUUACCUGAUGGUCGUGAAGAGUCUGUUAUGAAGCGUACCACUCUCGUGGCCAACACCUCAAACAUGCCUGUGGCUGCUCGUGAAGCAUCUAUCUACACAGGUAUCACUUUGGCAGAAUACUUCAGGGAUAUGGGUUACAAUGUCAGUAUGAUGGCAGACUCUACAUCUCGCUGGGCUGAGGCGCUUCGUGAGAUUUCUGGGCGACUUGCUGAGAUGCCUGCUGACAGUGGUUACCCAGCGUACCUUGCUGCAAGGUUGGCCUCCUUUUAUGAAAGAGCAGGAAAAGUGAAAUGUCUGGGAAGCCCAAACCGUACAGGAAGUGUUACUAUUGUCGGAGCAGUGUCUCCUCCUGGAGGAGAUUUCUCGGACCCUGUCACAGCAGCUACGCUUGGUAUUGUUCAGGUGUUUUGGGGACUUGACAAGAAGCUUGCUCAACGUAAACAUUUUCCAGCUGUGAAUUGGCUCAUUUCCUACUCCAAGUACACUCAGGCUCUCGAGGGAUUCUAUGAAAAUUUCGACGCUGAUUUUAUCGGGAUCAGGACGAAGGCUCGUGAGGUUUUGCAGCGGGAGGAUGACCUGAACGAGAUCGUGCAGCUUGUUGGAAAGGAUGCUUUGGCAGAAACUGAUAAAAUCACCUUGGAAGUUGCUAAACUCUUGAGAGAGGACUAUUUGGCGCAGAAUGCUUUUAGCAGUUAUGACAAAUUCUGCCCAUUCUACAAGUCUGUGUGGAUGAUGCGUAAUAUUGUCCACUUCAACACUCUUGCAAAUCAGGCUGUUGAGCGAGCUGCUGGCUCAGAGGGACAGAAAAUCACCUACAACAUCAUCAAGCAGCGUUUGAGUGAUAUUAUCUACCGCCUGGUGUCAAUGAAGUUUGAGGACCCCGCUGAUGGUGAGGAUGAGUUGACUGCGAGGUACAAAAAGCUGUAUGACGAUUUGACGGCUGGUUUCAGGAACCUAGAGGAUGAGUACCGCUAAGUGGUGCCAUUUUACAACUAUUCUCCCUUAGGGAAAACUUGAGUCUUUUGGCACUGUCGUGUAGAGCGAAAUGCUUGUAGUGGAGUGCAUUAUUUCAAUAUUGUUCCUUGUGCAAACAGCCGGUUGAUGUGGUUGUGCUAUGUUCUCGUAUCACUAAGCUUUUUUCCAGUGAUGUACCAAGAUCUGGUAAUUGAACUUGCAUGCGAUGCCUAUUUUCAUCCUCGA
Messenger RNA from Physcomitrium patens, 2451 nucleotides. RefSeq names its product V-type proton ATPase catalytic subunit A. The record is from RefSeq and is a predicted model, not a curated record. Gene Ontology annotation, molecular function: ATP hydrolysis activity; ATP binding; proton-transporting ATPase activity, rotational mechanism. Gene Ontology annotation, cellular component: proton-transporting V-type ATPase, V1 domain; plant-type vacuole. Lineage: Eukaryota; Viridiplantae; Streptophyta; Bryopsida; Funariales; Funariaceae. Gene Ontology annotation, biological process: proton transmembrane transport; ATP metabolic process.